UGGAUUGGACGAAUACGGAACAACUAUAUGCCGAAUGCCGAUUGCCGACUACGGACAAAUGAAGAUAAAAGUUAUAAUUCUUAUUCAUCUAAAGGCAUAAUUCUUACUUCUCGCUUAUAUAUUCAUUAAAAUUUGGAAAUUAUAUAUUGUUUUUUUAAUCAAUUAAUAUUAAAUUAAUGUGAUCUACUAUUAAAUAUUAUUUUUGAUAACUGGUUAAGAUUUAUACAAAUAGUUUAACAUCUUUAUGGCUUAAUAUAAGUUAAAAAGUGAAUUUUGAGCUUUAUUCUAUUAUAUACAAAAUUAUAUCAUGUUCAGAAACGUACAAAUAUUUUGCAACGGCUUUAACAAGAAUGUGUUAAUAACAUGCUGUGCGGGACAAGUACGAUGGAGGAGCAACAAACAUUACAAGCCAGAGUUCAAAAAGUUGAGAGCCCAAAAGGUUAUUAAAGUAGAACUACCAAAUUUUAACCAAGAUAGGUUAGAACGUGACAACUUUAGUCCAGAAUACAUACGAUCAAAGUACAAGGAAAAGGGCAUUCAGCCAAUACCCCCAUGGACAGAAAAUUCAACAUUCAUUAACAAUACUGGUGCUAUUAUUGAACCAUAUGUACCUCCAGAGGGAGAUGGCAAAAUAUCGCCUAUAAGCACUGCUGGAGCCAAACAAAAAUUAGAACUUUUAAAAAAGAAAAAGGAUACUUGGCAAGCCAUAAGGAAGAUUCGGCAAAAUGAAGAAGACUUUGAGCUGUAUCCGGAAUUUAUAGCUCUUGCUCAAGACAUUUAUAUCAAAGCUCAUCAAGUAAUGGCCGAUAAAGACAAGAAAAAUUUACUUAAAUACGUCACAGAAAAAGCAUAUGUGGAAAUGGUUAACAAUAUCGAUAGUAAAACUUUGAGGUGGUCAUUUAUAAAAUCCAUUGAACCCGCUCGAGUAGUCCAUGCACGAGUAACAGAUAUUGUAACUCAGGAUAAUUUGUUCGCUCAAUUAACAGUACGAUUUCAUACUCAACAGACUUUAUCUAUUUUUGAUCGUUUUGGAAGACUUAUAUUUGGAAGUGAUGUAAUUGCUAAAGACGUACUGGAAUAUGUAGUCUUUGAAAAGCACAUAGUAAAUCAGUAUGGUGUAUGGAGAAUACACGGUAAAAUUAUUCCUGAUUGGAUGCCUCCUCGAGAACCAGUUAGUGUAACAUAUCCUGUUCUUGGCGAAGCAUCAGUUAUAGCUCCAACCGCACUAGAAGGAAAACCAGACGAAGCAAAUUCUAAAAUAGUACUUCCCGACGCAUAAUAAAAAUAAACAACAUUAAAUGUAUGUUAUACAAUAAAUAAACAGUAUAAAAUAUAAAUAAAGAUUUAGUUUUUUUUUA
Messenger RNA from Adelges cooleyi (spruce gall adelgid), 1358 nucleotides. RefSeq names its product probable 39S ribosomal protein L45, mitochondrial (gene mRpL45). The record is from RefSeq and is a predicted model, not a curated record. The transcript is spliced from 7 exons. NCBI's taxonomy places the organism in Eukaryota, Metazoa, Arthropoda, Insecta, Hemiptera, Adelgidae. Gene Ontology annotation, cellular component: mitochondrion. The coding region runs from base 308 to 1279 and encodes 323 amino acids.